GAGUAUACAUAAAACGCAACAAAAGAGCGCAAAAACGAUUGGGGCGGGAAACAGUGAGAUUUAGAGAGACCCGAACAUGGGACUAGAGGCGGCGCCACCGGCACUGCCGCCGAAAUGGGCGUCGAAGCCUUGCAUAAUGGGCAUCGAUGAAGCUGGACGCGGCCCUGUUUUAGGGCCAAUGGUCUAUGGAUGCUUGUAUUGUCCACGGACCUACCAAAAAACUCUCUCCACCUUGAAUUUCGCAGACUCAAAAACUUUAAAAGAAGAGAAGAGGGAAGAGCUAUUUGAGGAUUUGAAGGCUGAUGAAUCAAUUGGAUGGGCUGUCGAUGUUAUAGACCCAAGAGAGCUGUCAGCCAAAAUGUUAAAGAGAAGUAAGAUAAAUCUUAAUGAGAUUUCACAUGAUUCUGCCAUUGGCCUCAUCAACAAGGUGUUGAACCUUGGUGUUCUCCUAACUGAGGUUUAUUUAGAUACUGUCGGAGAUCCUGAAAAGUACAGAGUAAAGCUUUCAGAAAGAUUUCCUAAUAUCAAAUUUGUGGUUGCAAAGAAAGCUGACAGUCUGUAUCCGGUUGUUAGUGGUGCUAGUAUAGUUGCAAAGGUCACAAGAGAUAGAGCUUUGCGAGAUUGGGUGCUUGGUGAAACUGCAGAAGACCUGCACCGCGAUUUCGGGUCUGGGUACCCUGGAGAUCCUCAGACGAAGAAAUGGCUGGAGGAUCACAAGCACUCAGUUUUUGGGUUCCCAACAUUAGUCCGGUUCAGUUGGGGAACAUGCACAUCGUAUUCCAAAGAUUUUGUUGAAGUGCUAUGGGAAGCAGAUGUUACUGAUGAGGAUGGCAAUGGAAGGACUAGCAAGCGGCAGUUGAAACUGACCAAAAUCGGUUUCACACCGCAAAAGAGAAAAACUGAAGACAUUGAAUCAAGUGGCAAAGGUCGUUGCAAAUUUUUUCAAGCUCGGAAACUUGAGCUACUUCCCCAGUUUUAGAGGUAGGUUGCUUAGUCCUAAGAACUUUCUCAGUACGAGUUAGAACAACUCGUCUUGUGCCGUGGCCACAAUAACAUAUUUCAAAGUGUUGAACCACAUGAUUAUUCUGAAGGAAACUUUGACACCGACACGGAUGGAAUAGCUAACUAGCAUAGCAAGAAUAUCCCUGAUUGUAUGUGGAUUUAGUUCUAAAUCAUUUCAUCAUCCCUGAUUAGUUAAUUAUGGAGAAUUUGUUCUUCAAGACUUGAGACUUCAGAAAGAUUAGUGUAUACAAAGUUUGAUUCAUUUGAUGACUUGACUUGUA
Sesamum indicum (sesame) is the source of this 1283-nucleotide messenger RNA. Its product is annotated as Polynucleotidyl transferase, ribonuclease H-like superfamily protein. Gene Ontology annotation, cellular component: ribonuclease H2 complex. Gene Ontology annotation, biological process: DNA replication, removal of RNA primer; mismatch repair. Lineage: Eukaryota; Viridiplantae; Streptophyta; Magnoliopsida; Lamiales; Pedaliaceae. Gene Ontology annotation, molecular function: RNA-DNA hybrid ribonuclease activity; RNA binding. The record is from RefSeq and is a predicted model, not a curated record.